UCGCAUGCUAUUGCACGGUCUAUGGACAGUAACGGUUUAGCUACAUUGUGUCAUGUCAUGAUUAUGCCCGCGGUAAAUCACGGAUAGCUACAUCGACAUGGUGUUACAUUGUUACCAAAAUAACCAGACUUGCACGUGGUUGGUGCUACAGUUCAAAGGCAACCAACUCACGAGGUAACGUUACUGUACAGUAGUGCAACAACUUGAAAUGAUCGUCUGACAUUCGCUCACAUAUUGAGUGAAAGGAUGCUGGGAACAUGUUUAACAGCUGUCCGCGGUCCUGCGGUCUGCGUGGGUCGGUGUUUCAGCAGUGAAGUGGGUGGUGCAGUUUCCACGUUAACCGGUUUCUCCUCUCCACCGUUCUCAACGGAGGCUUCACUCUAUGUUCACUGACCUUACUGUCUGAAGAGAUGCUCCUACUGUAACUUCAACAAGUACAUUCCUCGCUCUGACAACCAGGAUGUCAUGUUGGCGUGUCUCCAGCGGGAGACGGAGACCUUACUAAAGCUCAGCCAGGUGUCCCGGAUCACCUCUGUGUUUUUUGGAGGCGGGACUCCCAGCCUUGCCCGCCCCUCCACUAUCGCUGCGGUCCUAGAGACAGUUGCCAGGCAUGCUGGACUAUCAGAGGAGGCGGAGGUCACUCUGGAGGUCAACCCCACCCCCGUAGGAAGCUCUAAGUUGGAGGACUUCCUCCAUGCUGGCGUCAACCGUUUUUCCAUCGGGGUGCAGUCUCUCCGGGACGACGACCUGAAGGUUCUAGGGAGAGACCACAACUCCCAGCAUGCUUUGCAGACCGUAGCGGAGGCUCGGAGGCUCUGCCCGGGGAGGGUGUCUGUCGACGUCAUGUUCGGACGCCCUGGUCAGACAGUUGCAUCCUGGGAGUUGGAGUUGGAUGAGCUGCUGUCGGUGUGUGACGACCACGUCUCCCUGUACCAGCUGACCCUGGAGAGAGGCACACAGCUGUUCAGACAGGUCCAGAAAGGCCAACUGAGCGUGCCCAGUGAUGACAUCACAGCUGUCAUGUAUGACUCUGCCAGGAGGAUUCUUCAGAAGAGAGGCUAUCUGCAGUAUGAGGUGUCCAACUUUGCCAGAAAUGGUGCCAUCAGCCAACACAAUAUGAGCUACUGGAAGGCCAGUCAGUACCUUGGAGUGGGCCCAGGUGCCCAUGGUCGCUUCGUCCCCCAUGGAGAGGGGGAUGUGUGUCGAGAGGCCCGUACCCAGACUCUGGAGCCUGAUGUCUGGUUGAGAGAGGUGCAGCAGAGGAGUCACGGGACCCGACGCAGGAUACCCCUCACCCACCUGGGACUAUUGGAGGAAGUGUUGGUCAUGGGACUGCGUUUGAUUGACGGCGUCACUCACCAGCAUUGGCAGUUGUUCAGUCCCAGGGCAGAUCUGUACCAGAUUCUCAGCUCAUCCUCUGAAGUACAAGACCUUCAACAGACAGGCCUCCUAAUCCUGGAUGACAGGGGUCUGCGGUGCUCGUGGCAGGGCCUGGCCUUACUGGACAGCAUGUUACCCACUCUGCUGCUGCUGCUGGAGGCCUACAUCACCCAAGGGCUCCAGGAGCAGCAGGCCAGGGGCCCCAUAGGAGACCAGAGACAUGGAGGACAGAGGGUCUCCAAGCCUGGCUGACAGACAGGGGAGGCUGACCCGGAGGCUGAGACUGACCCGGAGACUGACCCGGAGACUGACCCGGAGGCUGAGACUG
This is a messenger RNA of Oncorhynchus masou masou (cherry salmon), 1708 nucleotides long. RefSeq names its product radical S-adenosyl methionine domain containing 1 (gene rsad1). Lineage: Eukaryota; Metazoa; Chordata; Actinopteri; Salmoniformes; Salmonidae. Gene Ontology annotation, biological process: porphyrin-containing compound biosynthetic process. The coding region runs from base 466 to 1632 and encodes 388 amino acids. Gene Ontology annotation, molecular function: 4 iron, 4 sulfur cluster binding; coproporphyrinogen oxidase activity. Gene Ontology annotation, cellular component: cytoplasm; mitochondrion. The record is from RefSeq and is a predicted model, not a curated record. The transcript has 10 exons.